AUGGCCGUGGCCAUCCGCGGCGGCACUAGUGCGUGGUGCUCCGCGUCGUUGGACACCAUCUCCACUGACUCCCCCAUCUCCGGUGACCUGACGGUCGUGUCGAGAGGCGGUAACUUCGAGCUGGGCUUCUUCAGUCCCGCUGGUGGCGGCGGCACGACGACCUCCUCCUCUCGCAGCAACUACUACGUGGGAAUCUGGUACAGCAAGAAGGUCGUGUCGAAGCGCACGUCCGUGUGGGUCGCCAACAGGGCCGCCCCGGUCGCCAACCCGUCGUCCUCUCGGCUCGCCGUGGCGGUGGACGGCAACCUCGUGCUCACCAACGAAGCCGGCAAGCUCGUCUGGUCCUCGAACGUCAGCUCCGCCGGCAGCAGCUCGAAUGGCGGCGCCGCCGUCGUGGCGGUCAUCUUGGACACCGGGAACCUCAUCCUCCGGCGCGAGAGCGGCGAGGUUCUGUGGCAGAGCGUGGAGCACCCAACCGACACAUGGCUCCCUGGAGCGCGCCUUGGCGUGAACAAGAUCACCGGCGACGUGCUGGCGCUGGUUUCUUGGAAGAACGCCGGUGAUCCGGCCCCCGCAAUGUUCACCUUGCGGAUCGACCCGAACGGGAGCAGCCAGUACCUCACGAUCUGGAACAGGACCGUGACUUCCUGGAGCAGCGGGGAGUGGAACGGCGAUGUGUACGCCGGGGUCCCCGAGAUGACGUCGCACUACAAGUACGACUUCCAGUUCGUCAACGACACGAACGGCACCUACUUCACCUACUCCCUGCAGGACCCCACGGUGAUCUCCAGGACGGUCCUGGACGUCUUCGGCCAGAUCAGGCAGAUCAUGUGGGAGCCGUCCGCCGACGAGUGGAUGAUCAUCUGGGCGGAGCCGCACCGGCUGUGCGACGUCUACGCCGUAUGCGGCGAGUUCAGCGUCUGCAACGAGAAGAGCGAGCUCUACUGCAGCUGCCCCGCCGGCUUCCGUCCCUCCUCCGUGGCGGACUGGGAGCUAGGAGAUCACUCGAUGGGCUGCCGCCGGAACAAUCCAUUGCGGUGGUGUGACGGUGGCGCGAACACCUCGUCGGUGCACGGCAAGGGCAACGGCGGCGACGACGACGCCUUCUUGUUGGCGCCAGGUGUUUCUUUGCCGAGAAAUCCAUCGCCUGCAAGGGCAUCCAGCGCUGGAGACUGCGGGCUGGCGUGCUUGAGGAGCUGCGACUGCACCGCGUACUCUUACGACAGUCACUGCUCUCACGGCGGCUUGCUCAACUUGCAGGACACGGCCGGCGUGGAUGGCCUUUACCUCCGGCUGUCCGCCAUGGACGUCCCCUUCUCGAAAGGCCGUAGGAGAACCGUCGUCCUCGCUUCCACUGUCGCAGUUGCGUCGUUCCUAGCCAUGUCCGCCAUCGUGUCUGUGGUUGUUACUAGGAUGUUUAGGAGAAGGCGGCAGAGGAGCAUGGCAUUCAUGCAGGCGGCAUCAGAAGGCGGCAACCUCGUGAUGUUCAGGUACGGUGGCGGCAGCUUCGGCUCGGUGUCCAAGGGGACACUGCCAGCCGGGGCCGGGCAGGUGGCCAUUGCGGUGAAGAAGCUCGAGGGCCGCCUCUGCGUGGGGGAGAAGCAGUUCCGGAACGAGGUGCGCACCAUCGGCGUGAUCCAGCACGUCAACCUCGUCCGCAUCCAGCACGUCAACCUCGUCCGCCUCCGCGGCUUCUCCUCCCACGGCAGCGAGCGGCUGCUCAUGUACGACCACAUGCCCAACGGCUCGCUGGACAAGGCGCUCUUCGGGGGAGCGGAGGCGCCGGCGCUGAGCUGGCGCGCGAGGUUCCAGGUCGCGCUCGGCGCGGCGCGGGGCCUGCUGUACCUCCACGAGGGGUGCCGGGACUGCAUCAUCCACUGCGACAUCAAGCCGGAGAACAUCCUGCUGGACAAGGAUCUGGUGCCCAAGGUGGCCGACUUCGGCCUCGCCAAGCGCUGGGACGGGACUUCUGCAGGCGCCAAGGCCGACGUGUACAGCUACGGGAUUGUGCUGCUGGAUAUCAUCUCCGGGCGGCGGAACGCGCGUUGCUGGCCGACCGCGGAGCAGGACUCGUCGUCGCUGUCGGGGUACUUCCUGCUGGUGGCCGCGAGGAAGGUCAGCCAGGGGGAGGCGCUCGACGGGCUGCUGGACGAUCGGCUGCGCGGCGACGCGGACCCGCGGGAGCUGGAGCGCGCGUGCAGGUGGCUUGCUGAUGAUGAUUUUAGAGAAAAUGUGACUUUCGGUACCCUGUAG
Messenger RNA from Panicum virgatum (switchgrass), 2253 nucleotides. Its product is annotated as G-type lectin S-receptor-like serine/threonine-protein kinase At2g19130. Gene Ontology annotation, biological process: protein phosphorylation; recognition of pollen. The record is from RefSeq and is a predicted model, not a curated record. Gene Ontology annotation, molecular function: ATP binding; protein serine/threonine kinase activity. The transcript has 3 exons. Bases 1 to 2253 code for a protein of 750 amino acids. NCBI's taxonomy places the organism in Eukaryota, Viridiplantae, Streptophyta, Magnoliopsida, Poales, Poaceae.